GGAGAUCGAGAUGGGCGGAGUCUACAUCUGGCCAGCAAACUAGAUUUUACAGUUUAACCGUCCCGCAGAGGAGCUACCUGCCAAUCUAUGCCGGCUGCUGCAGGUGCUAGCAAAGUCGUCUGCACGCGUUAAAGGAAGUCUACACGAGACAGAGGCGACGUACGCGUACCUACUGUCGGGUGGGAGGAAAUGGCAAACUACCUCCAGGAGGUGUCUGACAAGUUCCACUACAUCCACUCGUGCGAGCUCAACAUCCCUUUCAGAAUCAAGAUAGGGACACUAGAAGGACAGAGGGAGAAGAAGAGUGUCCAGGACCUACUGGAGAACCCCCAACUCCAGUUCUCGGGGCUCUACCAGAGCGAGCACUCUGACCUCUACGUCACUGCCCAGGUCUUUGCCAACGGAAAGUCACUGACUCUACCGACACAGACAGCCUACAAGGCCUUCUCCACGCGGUGGAACUGGAACGAAUGGCUGCUCCUCCCAAUCCAUUUCAAAGACGUCCCGAGAAACGCAGUGCUGGCACUCACUAUCUAUGACAUCUACGGACCACGGAGAGCCGUACCGGUCGGCGGGACGACCAUACCGGUCUUUGGUCGCCACGGGUGUCUCCGACGAGGGAUCCACGACCUGCGGGUGUGGCUGGGGAAGGAGGCGGACGGCUCGCUCGCUGGGUCGACCCCUGGGGAGAUGAGCGAGGAGGGAGAAUCCGAGAUGAUGAGACUGUCGCGACUCGUCAAGAAACACCGCCGAGGUCGAAUGAUGCGAGUGGACUGGCUCGACCGACUCACCUACCGGGAAAUCGAGGUCAUCAACGAACGAGAGAAACGGAGCACCAACUACAUGUACCUCACGAUCGAGUUCCCGGCCUUCCACUUUGACAACGUCGAGCACGCGGUCGUGUUUUUCGAGCCGGACGGGAAUCUUCAGGAGAUCCAGCCACCCAAAUCAGAGUUCCUUCUGGUGAACGACAUGGAGUGGAACCUAGAAAACCUGGUCGAGCUGAAACACCAUCGCCUGACCCACAGCCUGAGGGAGGGAGCCAUUGCGAGGGAGCUAAAACCUAACACUCGUACACGAGACCACAUCGCUCGAAUCCUCAGCUACCCACCGACACACGAACUGUCGACGGACGAAAAGUCCCUCAUAUGGCAGUUUCGCUACUACCUCACCCAGGAGAGGAAGGCGCUGGCCAAGUUUGUUCAGAGCAUUGACUGGCAGUCGAAACAGGAGGCGGACGAGGCCGUGGAGCUGAUGUACCGCUGGCAGCCGCUCGAUACCACAGACGCUCUCGAGCUCCUCACGAGAGAUUUCAAAGACGCUCGCGUGAGGAAAUACGCAAUCUCAAGGCUCCAGUGUGCCGACAACGACGAGCUACUCCUCUACUUACUACAGUUGGUGCAAGCUCUUCGCUACGAGACCCCAGAGUUUCUGGAGCACGAGGAGGAGGAAGAGGAGGACGAGGAGGAAGAGGGAGAGAGUGAGGACCAGAAAGACCUCUCUCUGGAAGCCACCUACAGCGAAUCAACAAAGCAGAGACUGGAGCAGGAGUUGGCAGAGGCAGCCCAGGAGGACCACCGCGAUGAGUCGGGGGGCAGUGGAGGGGACGCCAGCUCCAGGGGGGAGGGGGAGGAGGGGGGCAGCGGGAGCGACAGUGAGAGGGAGGCGGGGCCGCUGCCGGUCCAGAUGCAGAACAGUCUGGAGAUGUCGGUCUGGUCUCUGGACGUGUCUCUGCCUCCCGGGAGUAUGGAGUCCUCCGUGUACGAGACUGAGUUCCCAGACCUGACCAGUUUCCUGCUGGCGAGAGCAUCUCGCAGCACUCAGCUGGCCAACUACUUCUACUGGUACCUCUCCGUGGAGUGCACCGAGGGCAAAGACAAACUGAAGUACGAGAGAAUCCGACUCAAGUUCCUGGACGGGCCUCAAAUCCAGUCCGAAACAGAAGUGGAGGAAGAGAUACCACAUGCUGACUCAGCAGGAGCUGCUCCUGGGAGAGCUAAAAGCCAUCAUGGCCACCAUCGCUAGUCUCAAGGAAGACAGACCAAAGAGGAUUGAGAAGCUUCGCAACAUUCUCUUGUCGCGAGAGAAUCUCCUCACGUUCAAGAGAACCACCAGACUUCCCCUCGACCCCCACGUACUGGUUGUGGGAAUUGAUCCCGACCACACCUCCUUGUUCAAGAGUGCCCUGAUGCCGUCCCGGUUUGGAUUCAGGACUGACAGCGGACAGCUCUACUCCGUGAUGUUCAAGUUGGGAGACGACCUGAGACAAGAUCAGCUCAUCCUCCAACUCAUUACACUAAUGGACAGGAUCCUCCGUAGGGAGAACCUGGACCUCAAACUGACGCCUUACAAUGUCCUAGCCUGCUCCUCGAACCACGGUUUCAUUCAGCUGGUGGACCAGACUGACACACUGGCUCAUGUUCUUCAGACUUUCAAGAAUAUACAGAAUUUCUUUAGGCAUUUCGGUCCGAUGGAAGGUGCGCCGUACGGCAUUGAUCCUGAUGUGAUGGACACCUACGUUAAGAGCUGCGCUGGCUACUGUGUGAUAACCUACCUCCUGGGAGUUGGAGACAGACACAACGAUAACCUACUUCUCUCUGAGAGUGGUCAUCUCAUUCACGUCGACUUUGGCUACAUCCUCGGGCGGGACUGCAAGCCGUUCCCACCUCCCAUGAAACUCAACAAGGAAAUGGUUGAGGCAAUGGGAGGUAUGGCCAGCUCAGAGUACCAGAAAUUCAGGGAGCACUGCUACAAUGCCUUUCUGGCACUGAGAAGGUCUGCAAACCUGAUUCUGAACCUGUUUUCUCUGAUGCUGGAUGCCGGCGUCCCUGACAUUGCUCUUGAACCUGACAAAACUGUCCAGAAAAUAAAGGACAAGUUCUGUCUGGAUCUGAAUGAGGAAGAGGCGGUGCAGCACAUACAGUCACUCAUUGACGAGAGUGUCAAGGCCAUGAUGGCCGUCUUUGUGGAACAGAUACACAAAUGGGCUCAAUAUUGGAGGAAAUAAGGAGGAAGUGGGACACCAGCAGUGUGUGGGGACAGGUAUCAGUCACUCAUUCCUGAGCCAGCAGCAAACAUACCGUGUCAUCACAUGCAUUCCGUGCAUAGUUUCGUUGGAAGAGUUUAUGUUUUGUACCAGUCGUCCAUACUGAAAGCAUUACUGACAACAGAUAUUAGCAUCAUAAAUACUACAAACUAAACCCAACUACAUAUUCAUCAGGAGUUGUAAUAACAUGUGCCAUGUCUGCAAAAAAUGACGUGUGUUGUAUCACGUCCCUGCUGCUGUAAAAAGCUCUGUGAUUAAACUAAUCGCUCUUUCCUUUUCCGACUUGGUUGGGGAUGAGUUGACGAGCAGGGUCUAACCCCAGCAACAUGAAGUGUCUCUCAUAAGCCUUGCUGUGUCUGAAGGCAGUGUCCGUGCCGUGGAGUCGGUCCAACACUCCCAGUGUUCCAAAAUUCUGGUUAAACUUGAGAUGGUGGAAGUCGUGUCCCUCGGGAGAGGGUAGGAAGGGGAGAUGGUACCCGCAGUGGCCCAUUGUGGUGUUGAAGAUGGCCACACUGUACCACAGAAUGGCCACGGAGAGGUGGGACCCCAUGACCAACGGACCGGCAAGGAUCGGCAUGAGGUUCACGAACACGUGCUCCAGAGGGUGGCAGUACACGGAGACUAUUCCGACCGGUGCCGUCCACUCGUGGUGUGUCUUGUGGAUGUGCUUGUAGAGGAGCCUGUGGUGGCACAGCCUGUGAGUGUAGUAGAAGCCAAUCUCCACGAUCACCAGAAAGCCAAGGAUGUGUAGGAUGGUGGUAGAGAACUGAGGCAGCUCGUAACCAGAGGGGUUUCCCCUCCAUUGCACCACAGGGUACAUGGCGAGACUGACACCCAGACUGACAAAACCAGUGUUGAAGACGACCCUGCGCAGGGCUUUCUUGUACUGUACCCAGCUUACCUGUACGUUCUUGUCCUCCUGUAUCUUGUACCGUAGCAUGAACUUGGGCCAGGCAGUCAGGUCCACAAACGUGAAGAAAACAUUUGCCAAUAUGAAUACAGCAUUGGA
Messenger RNA from Geodia barretti, 4055 nucleotides. The record is from the annotation of a GenBank genome assembly. NCBI's taxonomy places the organism in Eukaryota, Metazoa, Porifera, Demospongiae, Tetractinellida, Geodiidae.